AUGAAGCAACUAAGUCGGAAUUUUUGUUGGUGGCCGCAAAUAGAUAAAGACAUAGAAGCGAUAACAAAAAAUUGUACGGCGUGUAAUUUGUUUAGUAAUAAUCCGAGCAGGAAAAUUAAGCAUCAUUGGGAAGCGGCGUCCCAACCGUUUGAACGAAUCCACAUCGACUUUGCAGGGCCAUUUCUAGGAUACAUUUUUCUGAUAUUAGUAGAUGCAUAUACUAAAUGGCCAGAAGUACACAUAGUGAAAAAUAUGUCAACACCGAAUACUAUAGAUAAAUGUAGAGAAAUAUUUACUGUUUUUGGAUUACCUCAAACCUUAGUAUCGGAUAAUGGUCGAACUUUCAUAGCAGAAGAAUUUUCAGAUUUUUUAAAGAACAAUGGUAUUCGCCAUAGGCGUACAGCGCCAUACCACCCAGCUACAAAUGGCCUGGCAGAACGGUUCGUUCAAACCAUGAAACAAAGCUUACGUAAAUUAAACACCACAAACUCGAACAUCAAGGCCAAUCUACAAAAAUUCUUAUUUCAUUAUCGGUUAAUGCCACAUCCGGAAUUGAAUAAAUCUCCCGCCGAAGCUAUGUUUGGAAGGAAGUUAAGAAGUAGAUUGGACUUAAUGUUCCCCGAAACAAAUAAAAGUAACAAUAUAGAAAAUCAAUUGGAUAAAGUUAGGAAGUUUGAAAGAGGUGAAAGAGUGGCGGCGCGAGAGUACCUAGAUAAAAAUGUGAAGUGGCGUUUUGGAAAUGUAGUUUCAAAAUUAGGAACGAAAAGAUAUUUGGAAUGA
Molecule: messenger RNA, 780 nt
Organism: Ooceraea biroi (clonal raider ant)
Lineage: Eukaryota; Metazoa; Arthropoda; Insecta; Hymenoptera; Formicidae
Biological process (GO): DNA integration
Molecular function (GO): nucleic acid binding
Source: RefSeq, a predicted model, not a curated record